Leptonychotes weddellii (Weddell seal) is the source of this 2890-nucleotide messenger RNA. RefSeq names its product purinergic receptor P2X 6 (gene P2RX6). Gene Ontology annotation, biological process: response to ATP; calcium ion transmembrane transport. The record is from RefSeq and is a predicted model, not a curated record. NCBI's taxonomy places the organism in Eukaryota, Metazoa, Chordata, Mammalia, Carnivora, Phocidae. Gene Ontology annotation, cellular component: cell junction; plasma membrane. Gene Ontology annotation, molecular function: purinergic nucleotide receptor activity; ATP binding; extracellularly ATP-gated monoatomic cation channel activity.
CCUUUAAUAGCUUGCUGGCCUGGGCCAGCUAGGGCUCCUGCUUUACUUCCCAUUCAGCGGUGUUUGCAGCUGCUGUGCUGACUCAUGCACCCCAGCAGCCCACAGGAGCUGGAAGCAUGGGCUCCGCAGGGGCCUUGGCAGGCUGGGGGCUUCUGGAUUACAAAACGGAGAAGUAUGUGAUAACCAGGAAUUGGCGGGUGGGCGCCCUGCAGAGGCUGCUGCAGCUUGGGGUCAUGGCCUACGUGGUAGGGUGGGCUCUCCUCGCCAAAAAAGGAUACCAGGAGCGAGAUCCGGACCCCCAGAUUUCCGUCAUCACCAAACUCAAAGGGGUUUCGGUGACCCAGAUCAAGGAGCUGGGUCACCAGCUGUGGGACGCGGCGGACUUUGUGAAGCCACCACAGGGAGAGAACGUGUUCUUCUUGGUGACCAAUUUUCUCGUGACACCAGAACAAGUUCAGGACAGAUGCCCAGAGCACCCCUCCAUCCCGCUGGCUAAUUGCUGGGCCGAUGAGGACUGUCCUGAAGGGGAGACAGGGACGCACAGCCACGGCAUAAAAACAGGCCAAUGUGUGGAAUUCAACGGGACCCACAGGACCUGUGAGAUCCAGGGCUGGUGCCCUGUGGAGAGCAGCACUGUGCCCGAGAAGCCCCUACUGUUCCAGGCAGAGAACUUCACCCUGUUCAUCAAGAACACUGUCACCUUCAGCAAGUUCAACUUCUCCAAGUCCAAUGCCUUGGACACCUGGGACGCCACUUACUUCAAGCGCUGUCGCUAUGACUCACGCUACAGCCCCUUCUGCCCUGUGUUCCGUAUUGGGGACCUCGUGGCUGCGGCUGGAGGGGUCUUUGAGGACCUGGCACUGCUGGGAGGUGCCGUGGGUGUCCGAGUCCACUGGGAUUGUGACCUGGAUGCUGGGGGUUCCGACUGCCGGCCCCACUACUCCUUCCAGCUUCAGGAGAGGAGCUACAACUUCAGGACAGCCACUCACUGGUGGAAGGCCUCAGGUGUGGAGGCCCGGAGUCUGCUCAAGCUCUAUGGGAUCCGCUUCGACAUCCUCGUCACUGGGCAGGCAGGGAAGUUCGGGCUCAUCCCCACGAUCAUCACUCUGGGCACCGGAGCAGCUUGGCUGGGUGUGAUCACUUUCUUCUGUGACCUGCUACUGUUGUAUGUGGAUGAAGAAGCCCAUUUCUACUGGAGUACCAAGUAUGAGGAGGCAAAGGCCCCGAAGGUGACCACCAACUCUGAGCAGACAGAGCCAGCUUCUACACCCCCGCAUGUGGCUGCCCAGGUGUCUUAGAGGGGGCCCAGUCUAGGAAUCAGACACCACCACCAGAGUGGCCCAUGUCCAGGCUCCGGGCCCCACUCACUGGCCUGUUCCUGAGGCUGUUUCCUGCUGGUUGCCGGGUGGGGACCCCGUCUUGGGGACCUGCUGGAUAAAGCCCCAGCCGGACCAGGGUGGGAGGUUGGGGGAGAAUUCCACCCUUCCACUCCCAGACAGACUGACCCUCUCCUGACUCCAGCUUCAGCAGGGUGCUGCCUGGGGGGGCCAGAGAAGCCAGUUUUGUAUAGAGACCCACAGCAGAACAGGAGCCGCGGAGAAGGGGAGACCCUGGGGCACCCACGUGGCAGGGUAGUGGGCCAGUGGGGCUCUUCCUGUGUCUAGGUCUAGAGAACUCUCUCCUAGUCUCUGUCAGCAGCGUUCCCAGCGGUAGCCUGCUCACCAGCUGUCAGCACCGGCCCUCCCACUGGCUGUGGCAGACGCCAGCCCUCCUCCAUCUGCCAGCACCCCUAUUGUAGGUAGAGCCCCUCCCCCUCAGCUGCGCUGCUCUGGGGGCCGUGCAACCAGAGUCUGAAGCAAGGUAGAAAGAAGCCCGACAAGAGGGGUCAGGCUGCUCUGGCGUUGGGUUGCCUGGGGCAGGUUCCUACCCAACUCUGAAUGAAGAGUGGGUAGGCAGAUAAUCCAACCCCUAGGGACCCCCAGGCAAGGACACAGGCACCCUUUGGUCUCACACCGGCCCAGUUAAUGAGCAUCAGCCCCUCCCUGGUGGUGGCCCUCAGGCUAUGGGGUUUGGGAUAGGGAGGAGAGGGGGGAGGGCCUGAGAUGGUGGUCACUGGGUCCUUUGGGAUCUUCUAUAAGGCUCCUCAUUAACCAACCCCCUCCCCAGCCCAACCCCUAGAACCUGCUCACUGGAGCCAUGGGGGUAGGGAGGCUGUACACCUGGAAUUCACUGCUACCCAAGGUCAUAGCCAAGAACCUGUCAGGGCAUCUGCUUGUGCCAGACUGAGGCAACUGCAUGCAGGAGACCUUGAAUAUAACCCCAGGUAGAGCCCAGUGGCUGGAAGGAAUGUCCCUCACAAAGGACACAAAGGUGCCCCGCAGGCUGGCUUGGCAUCUUUCUGGAGUCUGAUUCCUGACUGCUGGAGAAUUUCCCCUGCCCCAGAGUCCCACAGUCAGGAGGGGAGGAACAGGGGCUGCAAGAGCCAGACUCCCUGUGGUCCCAGGGCAGAGGCAGGAAUUUGGGAGUACCCACCCAAGGGAGGCAAGGGGCUUCUCUCUCAUGGGUCCCUGGUGACCAGGAGUGAGCUGGCAGCUUGGCGGCGGAGCCACAAAGACCAGAUGGGGAGGGCCAGGGCUGGGGGCUCAGGCUGGGCUAGCAUCUGGAAUCAUCUGGCACCUGGAGCCUCAGCAAAGCCUUGGGGGUCUCUGCUGCUUCUCAAUCCCCAGAGCCGUGUUCAUGGGGAGGCAGGUUCAGGAGAGCCAAGGUGAGAGAACAUGGCUCUGAGGCCUGGUUAUUGGAGUGGGGUCACAUGUACCUGGUUGUGCUCAGGGCUCAGAGAAAGCGGUCAUAGCUGCAGAAAGUCAAGGAGUAAAGCCUGCUCAAACCAGCA